Cucumis sativus (cucumber) is the source of this 2338-nucleotide messenger RNA. RefSeq names its product probable protein phosphatase 2C 5. Lineage: Eukaryota; Viridiplantae; Streptophyta; Magnoliopsida; Cucurbitales; Cucurbitaceae. The record is from RefSeq and is a predicted model, not a curated record. The transcript has 8 exons. Gene Ontology annotation, molecular function: protein serine/threonine phosphatase activity. Gene Ontology annotation, biological process: protein dephosphorylation. Bases 683 to 1969 code for a protein of 428 amino acids.
CACCUUUCCGCCUCUCUCUUCUCUUCUCUUCUCUUCUCUUCUCUUCAUCUCUCUCCCAAUCAAAAUCACUCAACCAAAGGGAAAAAAAAAAAGAGAAAAUAAACUGUGGGUUUCUCUCUUUCACUUCAUCUCUCUCUCUCUCUACAAACUCUCCCUGGGAAUUUUCCCCGCCAUUCGAUCCACCUUGUUACCAUUAGAUAAUUUCAAGGACAAAAAUUUAAGCUUUUUCUCAAAUGGGGUUUCACAACUCUCCUCUCUCCGAUCCCCUUCUCUCGAUCUGUUACUGACACUAAAUGUACCACCUGUGAGCUCUCUCCUCCUUUAAUUUUUCUUUAUUUCUAUCCUCAUUCUUGUUUUUCCUUUUUUUUUUCUUUUUCUCCGCAACCCUUUUCGUUUUUCCCCCCAAUUUGUUCUAUAUUGUGUUUGUAGAGGUGGGUAUUUCAGAGGGGUUUGAAUUGAUUCUGUGAGUUUGCAUUUCUUCGGGUUUAUUGGGUUCUUAGAUGCACUUAUUGUUGUGCAUUUCUUUUGUUUUGGGUUAGUUCUUGUUUCUCUUUAUUCUUGGGUAACUGUUCAUUUAUGCUGCUGAAUUCGUUUCUCAAGAUUUAGAUCAACUGGUGGGAAAUUGUGUCCUUUUAGCAGGAAUUUGGGCUGUGCUUUUGGAAAUGUCGAAACAUAGGAUGAAAUGAGUCAGACAGAAGUAUCAAGGAUAAAGACCCCUCUCGUUCCACUCGCUACUUUGAUCGGUCGCGAGUUGAGGAACGAGAAGGUUGAGAAACCAUUUGUGAAGUAUGGACAGGCUGCUUUGGCUAAGAAAGGAGAGGACUACUUUCUGAUCAAACCUGACUGCCAGCGUAUUCCUGGGAACCCUUCCACUGCAUUUUCUGUCUUUGCGAUUUUUGAUGGACAUAAUGGCAUUUCAGCCGCUAUUUUUGCAAAGGAACAUUUAUUGGAAAAUGUCCUAAGUGCAAUUCCUCAAGGGGCCAAUAGAGAAAAAUGGCUUCAGGCUCUUCCCCGAGCACUAGUUGCUGGUUUUGUUAAAACUGACAUAGAGUUUCAGCAGAAAGGGGAAACUUCUGGGACUACUGUUACAUUUGUUGUGAUUGAUGGGUGGACUGUUACUGUUGCUUCUGUGGGAGAUUCACGGUGCAUAUUAGACACCCAAGGAGGUGUGGUUUCUCUAUUGACAGUUGAUCAUCGGCUGGAGGAAAAUGAGGAAGAGAGGGAACGUGUAACUGCAAGUGGUGGUGAGGUUGGGAGGCUCAAUGUUUUUGGCGGGAAUGAGGUUGGUCCUCUUCGCUGCUGGCCUGGUGGCUUAUGUCUUUCUAGGUCCAUUGGUGAUACAGAUGUAGGAGAAUAUAUUGUCCCAAUACCACAUGUUAAGCAAGUGAAGCUUUCUAAUGCUGGUGGAAGGCUAAUUAUUGCUUCUGAUGGUAUUUGGGAUGCAUUAUCGUCUGAAAUGGCUGCAAAGUCUUGCCGGGGAUUACCUGCAGAGCUUGCUGCCAAGCUGGUUGUGAAGGAAGCUUUACGGUCAAGGGGGUUGAAGGAUGAUACAACUUGCUUAGUUGUUGAUAUUAUCCCAUCUGAGCAACCUUUUUUAAUACCAUCAACUCCAAGGAAGAAGCAAAAUGUGCUUACCUCAUUCUUUGGGAAGAAAUAUCCAAACUCUUUGGGUAAAUCUGCUAACAAACUUUCAGCUGUUGGUGUUGUAGAGGAAUUGUUUGAAGAAGGUUCUGCUAUGCUUGCUGAAAGGCUAGGCAAAGAUUUUCCCUCAGAUCCAAACUCAGGGAUCUUCAAAUGUGCAGUCUGUCAAGCUGAUCAACCCCCAAACGAAAAUUUGUCAAUGAACUCAGGACCUUUCUUUUCACCGUCAUCGAAGCCAUGGGAAGGUCCAUUCCUCUGUGCAACUUGUCGAAAAAAGAAAGACGCCAUGGAAGGAAAAAGGCCAAUAAAACCUACAAUAACCGUUUAGUAAUCUAUCCCGUAACAUAGUAUAUGUUGAUAACUUGAUAUAAUUUUUUUUUUACUUCAUCUGGCAGUGUGAGCAUGGUUGUUUUUUUUUUUUCUCUUUUUCCUUUUUUUUUUUUUGUCCUUCCCUUGUGGUGAUUAUUACAGAUGUGUGUAAGAAAAUGAGGUUGAGAUAAAAGAAAGAGUUGGUAGAAGAAAAGAUGUUUUGGAGACUUCUAAAAAGUUUGGUUUUUCAUUUGGUUUUCUUGCUCAUCAGCUGUUGGACUGACUGACUGACAAGAUACACAAACUUUGGAUAUCAGACAAAAUUUCUGACUGUUUCAUUGCUAACAACUUCAAUUCUUUAGAGUAAAUUUGUAGAUUUGUUUUGACC